Messenger RNA from Colletotrichum destructivum, 6298 nucleotides. RefSeq names its product Putative ubiquitin specific protease, UCH repeated domain, ubiquitin carboxyl-terminal hydrolase 14. Gene Ontology annotation, biological process: proteasome-mediated ubiquitin-dependent protein catabolic process; protein deubiquitination; regulation of proteasomal protein catabolic process. The transcript is spliced from 7 exons. Gene Ontology annotation, molecular function: cysteine-type deubiquitinase activity; proteasome binding. NCBI's taxonomy places the organism in Eukaryota, Fungi, Ascomycota, Sordariomycetes, Glomerellales, Glomerellaceae. The record is from RefSeq and is a predicted model, not a curated record. Bases 816 to 4556 code for a protein of 1246 amino acids.
GUGCGCUUGGUGCAAGGCUGCCAGCUGCGUCAGCCUAUACACGUUUCCACCCUCUCCCCCGCCACACACCUGCCGUGCCUGCCCACCAUCGAGCGCGCAUAGUUCCUGCCCUGUCCUUAACGCCAUUAAGCUGGCGUAAUUGUUUUCUGAUACUCGCUCUGUGACAGCUUUCUUACCCUUUCUCCUCUAGAGUUUUCGUUUAGUCGGCCUCUUUUACCUGCUUCAGUCUGCAUCUAGAUACCCGGGAGCUGUUCAGCUUGCAUUACCUCCAUCACCGUUAUCACCGCCGCGGACCCUCACCUGCUUUUGCACGCAAACGAUUUGGACAGAGGCUCCAUUUGCUCUCGGCUCAACAACUACAACCACAAAUCUCUGCAGUUCCGACUCAGGACGAGGUGUGAUCCGUUGGUGCCCCGCGUUCAUCGACCCUCCGUCAAUCCAUUCUAUCGAUCUUCGUUACCGCCGACCGACCUAUUCACCUGCAAGCCACCUACCUCGACGUGCAUCCGAAUUCUGUCUCUCAUCAACACCGUUUUGGGCUAUAGAGGACAACUCAUCGUUCGACCGAGGCGGCGCAUUCCCCCCGUGGCGUCGGACUGUCACUGUUCGUCGUAACACUUACACCGUACUCGUCCAGACUUGACGCGUGCCACUUCAGGUUGACGUGCACAAGUCUUUGCGAGGCGGGCUUUUUGAGUGGCGAACUCGACCCUGGGGUGUUGUCUUUGGCAUACUUCUGACUUCGCUGCCAAGAUCACUGCGCCAUACGAGCCACGAAGCCGACUCCUCCGACUGAACCAGUUACAACGCUUACCAUGGUCAUCUCGGAUCAAUACUCCAUCAUGUCACCAAGUGAUUCACCAACUGCUCAACACUGGGAGGGAAGACCUGCUUCCGUCAAGGAGAACAUUCUUGGAAAGACUGGUCGUCUUGCACCAAGAUGGGUGCAUGAUCUACUCAAUUCUGAUUUGGAUAGUGGCUCAUUUGCAAGAAUCGAUUGGGAUCGUGAAGCACGCUGCAGCAGCGCCGGUGUGCCCCAUCGCCUUGUUCUUGUGGGCAACCAGAGCACGGCGGAGGGCCGUAAUCCUGGCAUUCUAUCGUGUGUUUGCUGCAAUUGCGACUUCCAUUUCAUCAUCAGGACGUCGUGGGACUCGGAUCAAUUGGUGUGCCUCUGCCGUCCUCUAAACCUCCACUUCCCCCCCAAGGAAACAGACUUUUAUCUUCAUCACUUGGUUAACGUCAAGGAACCGAUACGGCCCACCACAUCGGUAUCGGACUAUCAUCCUAUGAUCAGAGAGGCUUUGCUUGCGGUCGAGCACUUCGCAUGCUCGGCACCCCGCUGCACGUUCCAGGUGUCUGUUGAGAUAUCGCGGCCUCGGCUCAAGCGCGAAUGGGUGCGGCUACUCCUUGAUAAGCAGCGCAUCCUCGACAACCUGGUAAACGCGAGAAAGCACUCGCCGGAGCGUUUCGCAGACGCCAGGGAUGAUUGGUCUACCACUGCCCCGUCGACAUUGAACACCUACCUCAGAGACUUGCUCGACAAGCCCAACCCGCGCAACAUUUCCCGGCGUAACAAGCGGUUUCAGGUUGUAUUUGGCGAUGAGUGCCACGCCAUCUUCAGAGCGAUUCAGUUUACGGAAGAGAAUCUUGAUAAAGACGGCGUCUUCGAACCGUACUUCAUUCCUCCUAGGUUGGAGCCUGGUACUCCGGGCACACCAACGAAACUCAGCACGUUACGCGCGUUCAUCGAGGACCUUCAAGCCGAGGCAGAAAGCCUCAUCAUCCGGAGCGGGAAGCCUGGCGAGAAUCGGCCGUAUGUUGGUAACCGGCUUUUCAAAGAGCUCCAAUGCUUCGAGUAUCCGCAGAACAAAGUCCCUCAAUCGUCGACCGAGGCGCAUCGAGUUCUUGGCGUCCUCCCCGAUUUCGAUAAGGCGUUGGUUUUCUUCGCCUACAACCGGCAGUCAACUAUUUGCGAGAAGCGACGUCAGACUUACGUCGAAGCACUUCGCGACAUUGCCCUUCUGACUGCGGAUGAGGAUUUCCAGACUCGUGCGAUACAAGAGCUAACUAUCGUGGAGGGAAUGCCCCCACCAAGCGCUCACGGUCCUGGAAACGAGUUGGAAACCCAGGCCUAUUCCUUCUUCAGCCUUCAGUACACCGCCAGCGAUGACAAUGUCGUCUCAGCUUACAACACCAAGCUAGAGCACUCCCCUUCCCAAGCGGAUUUUGCUCGAGAGAUGCUUCAGAUCAUUGGCCGCCACAGGAGCAGUGACAGAAUCCUCACACAUGCGAACGCUCCCAUGGACGUCUCCUCAGCUUAUCGCAUCCUUGAAGCGGAUCCACAGUGGCCUGAUAACACCAUCGUCAUGUUGUGUAGUGUCAAGCUUAACAAGGACCCUAAGAGCAAGUCCACCGCCGAGGUCGCCAUCAAAGCCAUGGAUGCCAUCGCCUCCGACAGAAACAGCGACGAAAUACGCCAAGCAGUCAAAGCGCUUGAACAGGAAUAUGGCCGCCCGCCUCAACAGGAGAAGUCCGAGCCGAUAGCUUCACCUAACACGAGCAACCUGCCCGUCGGACUGGAAAACAUUGGCAACACUUGCUACUUGAACAGCAUCCUUCAAUACCUGAACACUGUUGUUCCUAUCAAGGACUUACUUGCCCACUAUCCUGCGCACGAACUUGGCCUGGAUGAUUUGGACAUCCAACGCCGAUUGAUCGGCGGAAACAAGUUGAAGAUCGACCGUGCCGAAGCAGUCGUUGCUCGUGUUUUUGUCGAAGAGCUUGAUCGGCUGUUGAAUGAGCUCGGCGGCUCGCAAGCGUCCGCUAUUCGCCCCUCGCAACGCCUGGCUAACGCCGUCCUGCUACCUACCUCGAAUCUCACCGACGAGCCCGGCCCGCAAGCAAAGACGACCAAUGCCGCGGAGCAAAAAACCCUGGAGGUUAUGGGCACUCAAUUCCCAGCACCUCCCCCACUGCCUGCAAGGCCUCCCCCAGGACCUCCUGCGCAGAAGUCGGAACAGGUGGAAGAUAUCGACAUGGUGAACGUUACAGUUGAUCCAGUUUCUGAAUCCGCUAGCAGCGUAAGCUCGCAAACCCUCGUCAGUAUGUCCGAUAUUGACAAUGAGAAGCGAGACUUCGUGCCCGAGGACAAGACAGACAUUCGAAUUGUCUCCCAGCCUAUUGAACCACCAGCGCCGGAACUUGUCGUUGAUACCGAUGUAAAGAUGACUGGAGUUGAGUCACCAGUCCUCAAUGUCGAGCAACGGGUGCUCAAGGCCUUGGAAACCCAGACUAGGACUUCUGGUACGGAGCAGCAAGACGUCGAGGAGGUGAUGGGUAGCAUCAUCAACCGGCUUCAGGCAGCUAUCAGACCCACGAGGACAGACCCCACGGACGGGAUCCAGUGGGAGCCGAUCAUGGAGACGUUCUACGUCGAAUUGACCAACCACACGAAGUUUCCCAACCAGGACAAGUACAAGCUGGAUUCGACCCUUGAGCGUGCAAUCACAGCAUACCCUGCCGAAGCCGGUCCGACCAACAUACAUGACGGCCUAAGCCGCAACUUCGACCUUCAACGAGUCGUUACUGGCAAGGAGGACAUCAUGCGGUUUACGUCAAUCAAAAGGCUUCCUCCCAUAUUGCAUGUACUCAUUCAGCGGACCCAGAACAACGGUAACAAGAACAUGAACCCCGUUGAGGUUUUUGAGACGCUAUACCUUGAUCGAUACAUGGACACACCAGAGGAUCCGCAGUUUUUCAAGCUGAGACAAAAAGGAUGGGCUCUCCAACAGCGUCUGGAGCAGCUCAACAACAUCUCUACUGCCACAGCCGAAGAUGUAGAGAUCAUGGACAGUUUCGUCAACGACUUCGUCCAUGUCAACAAAGCAGACGUCCCUGAGCCCGAUUCACUUCUUGGAGGCAUGCCAGCUUCAUCCCUUGCCUUUGCGGGGGAAGACUCGUUGUUUCCGACGUACAACCAGUCCGAAGCAUCGUUCGAAAAGAUCGAGCCGCCCGAGACGACAGGUUUCAUCGUGGAAGGACGGCAGCAGAUCAACAACAUGCGCGUGGAAGAGGUUAAGACGUACAAAGCAGAGCUCGAAGAACUCUUCUCACAGCACAAGACCCAUGCAUAUCGCCUGCAUGCCGUUAUCUGCCACAGUGGCCAGCUGCGGGCAGGGCAUUACUGGGUUUGGAUCCACGACUUCGAUACCGGUGUUUGGCGCAAGUAUAACGAUAGGACUGUGACAGAAACACCUAAUACCGAAGAGGUGUUGAAGACACUCAACAGUAACGGCGACCCAUACUACCUCUGUUAUGUCCAGGCCGGAAAGGAACAUGACCUCGUCAAGAUCCCCAAGCGCAGCCUGCCGACGUCAUCGACCCAAAGCCAAGAGGAGCCACUCAAGAACACGGCUAAGAGCGGAGAAGAGGACGCAGAUGGGGACAUUGACCUGAUAGAAAUGGAUGGUCAGGUCGCAGGUGCGCAGCCAGCUUUGACAGCUCCGCCAGCAGCAGGCAGACAUUGGGCUGGCAUCGAGGAACGUGACCAGACAUAGGGUGAUGGUAGCACGACGGGUGACUUGCGUAAGGGUCACCUAUGGUUGAAUCGAGGAGCAGGUUUUGGGACGCCUCCUGCUGGUAUGCCUCCCCCUCUCCGGCGCUCGUCAAGAAAGAAACGAUCAGUCCGUUUCAUGCUUGAUUGAAGAGACUGCUCCAAUUGAAGAAGUGUGGCACUUGAGUGCUGGGGUACAGCUACUUCUAGGCUAGGUAGUUGUAUGAAAGCACAAAGGCAACACCGUCACAGUGACUGCGUUGGACAAUCCAGUUCUCAUUCUGACAGUUGUGCUGGAAUCAACCAGGGACUGUUGCCAGCGACAACUUACACCCUUUGUUUGCAGAUCAACAUUUUCAUCCUGCAGCACAAUUGCAGAGGCUUGGAGCUUAGGGGUAGGAGUUGUGUAACAGUGUCUGUCUUUGUUAUGAUAAAAUUAAAGCAGUUCCGCUAUGAGAACUUUCGUUCUUCCCUACCAACACCAGCAGCAAAGGCUUGGCCUGUUUAGUACCAGCAUAACCACAUUUUAUAUCAUGAUGGGAGCGCUAAACACCAAGUUUACAAAAUGAAUAGAAUCAACUAGAAUGAUGCUUAUCCAUAAGUCUGUGCUAUUAUGCCUCCUGCUUCAAACUUUUAUACUGCUGUUUGCUCCCUUACUAUUGGUUCACUUUAUGCAAUGUUAAUUUAGUGUGGUCAGUCUACUGAGAUCUGAGCGAUAAUUCAGAUUAUUGCCAACCGGUCAAUGUGGAUUUGUCUCAUUGGUCGACCAACCAGCGCAGUGACAGACUCCGCCCCUUUGGCUCAGUGGUAGAGCGUCGCACUCGUACUCUCCGUCAUGCGAAGGUCCACGGUUCAAUCCCGUGAGGGGGCAUCACUUUUGCUCUAAUGAUCACCCGGCUGUGGUCACUACUGAUGCUGUGAGCACCCUAGGAGGACAGACAAGAAAUAGGGGUCUUGUUUUUUAACCUGUUUGGAGAGCCUUGGAGGGUGGCAAGCAUUCCAUGGCAUUCGAUAUUUUCGUUGAUGUGUUUCUGGCCUGUGGCACGAUAGGCGAUGGAUGCUUUGCUUGAGAUGAGGCGAACUGGGGUAAAUGUGAUGAGACGAGGAGACGGAGGGAGGCCGGCUUCUGGCUCGUGGGUUGUCGAUGGGUGUCGAUGCUGAGGGGGGCAGGCUGUCAAGCCAAUGGCCGAUCUGGAAGCAGUUGCGUAGAGAGAAAGUGGGCAGCGAACAAACCUGCAAGGUCGGGGGCGUGCAUGCUUCCCCUGUGAGAUGGGAGCGACACGGGUCAGUCUGCGUGACGGGGGAAGAAGGGGGGAUCUCGCAGUCUGCGAGAUGUCCUCUUUUUGAGGCGGGAGGAGGAUAUGCUUUGAGAGAUCUGGGGCAAGAUGAUCAAGCAGGCACGGCGGCCGAAGGGAACACAAGAUGUGGCUCGAAGGAGAAGGGGAUGUACCACGAGAUGGAGCACCUCACACACCAGCCGUCACAUCAACAGACCAUCAUCCAUCCUACUCUCUUAAUUCCGCCGUGAGGAGAUGUAAGCCGUGGGCUCAUGUCGGAAGAACAUGGUAGAGAACUCGUCCGGGGGGGGUUGAGAUAGGGAAGGGGACUCCGGGAGGGUGAGGGGGAUGUGCGGGGUCAUGGACUGCUGUCGACAUGACACGAAGUGACAUAGGGAGAGAGCCGACAAGAUACGCAAGGUGUGGUGUUGAGACUGAUCUCGUUUGGCGACGUGAGGGUGCGUUUGGA